AUGGCACCCCUCAAAGCAGGCGAUUCCUUUCCCAGCGACGUCGCGUUCCAGUACAUCCCCUGGUCCGAAGACAAGGGCGAGGCCACUGCGUGCGGCAUCCCGAUCAAAUACGACGCCUCCAAGGAGUGGGCGGACAAGAAGGUCGUUUUGUUUUCGGUCCCUGGCGCAUUCACCCCCACCUGCUCUGUCAACCACCUCCCCGGCUACAUCCAGAACCUCCCCGAGCUGAAGAAGAAGGGCGUGCAGAUUGUUGCGGUCGUUGCGUCCAAUGACCCCUUCGUGAUGAGUGCUUGGGGGAAGGUAAACAAAGUUACUGGUGAUGAUAUUUUGUUCCUCUCGGACCCCGACGCGAAAUUCUCCGAGUCGAUUGGUUGGGCGAAUGGUGGAAGGACUGGGCGGUAUGCGGUUAUCAUCGAUCAUGGCAAGAUUACGUAUGCGGAUAUCGAGACGAAGAAGGGUGCUGUUGAGGUUUCUGGUGCGGAGCAGGUGCUAGCUCACCUUUGA
Aspergillus mulundensis is the source of this 504-nucleotide messenger RNA. RefSeq names its product peroxiredoxin family protein. Gene Ontology annotation, cellular component: cytoplasm; peroxisome; mitochondrion. The transcript is spliced from 4 exons. The record is from RefSeq and is a predicted model, not a curated record. Bases 1 to 504 code for a protein of 167 amino acids. Gene Ontology annotation, molecular function: thioredoxin peroxidase activity. Gene Ontology annotation, biological process: hydrogen peroxide catabolic process; cellular response to oxidative stress; cell redox homeostasis. Lineage: Eukaryota; Fungi; Ascomycota; Eurotiomycetes; Eurotiales; Aspergillaceae.